AGUUGGAUAUUUUAUUCUGGAUAUAUGGUACUCAUUGUUUUUGCUUUUCCAUAAGAAUAAAGUGUGUAUCAAGAAUAGUGUGGUCUAAGAGGCUCGGCAUGUUUGAUUUUUCUUUCAACAGCCAAUCACCACCACAAGAAGAUACAAGCACCAGGAAGGCAGAGUGGAAUCGGAUUCUGAAGUAAACCAGGUCUUCUUUACCAACAAACUGACCCACAGGCCUAUAAGGAGAGAAGAUUGAAUAAAGAAAGAAAUGGCCUGAAACCCUUUACAGUUCAUAUAUGACAUGUUUUUGCAGUUCAUGUCAUACAGUGUGAUAAUUGACAGAGUUACAAUUUAUUGUAUAUCUACACAAUAGUUUAUGGCUUUGCAAGAUGUAUGCGGCUUGCACAACCCCCAUCUGUUCCUUCAAUGGAAUGCUCCACUCUCACGGUCCUUUAUGCCGGAAGAUUCCACUCAUCUGUCCGGAGGGGGGAUUCACGGAGAAGCUUUUUCUGCAAGGCUGCCUGGGAGGGGCGGUUUGAGUCCUCUGGAGUUUUACAUGCCGAUAGCUGAAUACCUCACAGAGAGCCCUAUAAACUUUGGUCAAACUAGCCUCAGUUCAGCGCCGACGAAAUUACUGGAAAUAGACCACCUACACCCCUCACUGCCGUCCAUCUCUCUUCCUCCACCCACACCUUUCCCCAUCUCUCCCGCUGUUCCGUUACCGUUCACGCUCGCUCACGGCACCACAACUCUCGGCUUCGCGUUCCAGGGAGGUGUGAUCGCCGCAGCCGACACGCGCUCCAGCUGCUCGGGGCUGGUGGCCUGCCCCGCGUCCCCGAAGGUCUUACCUAUCCACUCUCACUUGGUUGGCACCACCUCUGGGACGUCGGCUGACUGCGCGCUCUGGAAGCGCAUUUUGGCUCGGGAGCUCAGGCUGUACCAGCUUCGACACCGCCGCAGGCUGUCAACAGGGGGCGCCGCCAAACUGCUGUCCCACAUGCUGCAUCCGUUUAAAGGCACGGAGCUGUGCGUCGCAGCCACGCUGUGUGGAUGGGAUGGGGACGACCAAAAACACGAGCAACCAAUUACAGAGAAACAUGCAAAUACUCCCACCAAUCAAAUGACGUUCAGUGAUUCAAGCAGCCAAUCAGCAGCAAGUGUUGCCUCAGCGCCUCAACCAUUGAUAGCUGCUACAGCUCAACAAGUUGUCAGAAGUCGUUCGAGAAUAUGCGGCCCACGGGUUAUUUAUGUGUGCAGUGAUGGCCUGCGCCUGCAGGGGGAGCUAUUCUCUGUGGGCUCGGGGUCUCCCUAUGCAUACUCGAUCCUGGACAGCAGUGUUUACUGGGGAAUGAGCGUACAGGAGGCCACUGCUGUCGCCAGGGAGGCCGUGUACCGCGCCACCUACAGAGACGCGUACUCGGGCAAUAAUGUCGAUCUCUACCAUGUGACCGCCAAAGGGUGGAGGCGCAGAGAAAGGGAAAACUUGAAAGAGGAGUAUUACAGGGAGAAAGAGAGGGAGAGGGAGAGGGUGGCGGAGAGAAAUGCUGAAAAGAAAGCAAUUUUGAAGUCUGAUGACGGAGAAAUAGUUUGAGGAGGAAUACAGGAGGCGGACUUUGGAAAUAUAUUGAUUUGAAAAGGAUGGUAUUUUUUCAUAGCAAAGCAAAAAUAAAAAAGACAAGCAUGUAUUGAUAAUUCAUAGCUCUUACACCGUGAAUGAAUAAUAGUGGAUUCAAGAAAUUAAUACCAUCAUGUUCUAAAACUGUAUGAUUUUUUUUUGUUUCUGGAGCCCAAAGGGAGAUGUUUAGCAUCAAUGUAUACUUUUAUAAAUACUUUAUAGUACUUUUUGUCAUUGCUGAAAGUCUAAAGCUCCAGCACCCUUUUAUUAUUAUUAUGACUGUAACCGGCAUUCAAAAUAUAUUUUUGUGUAGGCUAUUAACACAUGAUUUUGGAAUUAUGUGAUUCAGGGUUGCAGAAUUUUCAAUUUUGAGUAAACAAUACUUUUUCAUGACCCCACUUUUCUGACCACUUCAAAUUAAUUCCUAAUGAAGGAUAUAAAGUCAAUUAUAAUCUAUAAUUGAGUAGAAAUGAUCAGUGAUCAGCUCUGCUGGGUUUUCAGCUGAAGGCUUAAAAGCUUUUAUAUGUGUGCCAGCAGUCGAAGGCUCUGGAGGUUAAAGCAUUGUAACGACCCCUACAGGAAACAGAAGGGAUUGCUGUUUUUUAAAAAGUGCAGAAAAUCUCAGUGCCAGACUGAUCUCUACAUUAUUUUAUUAAUCCCCAUAAUUAAUUGUUUGCUUUAAAAGUUCACAUUUCACUUUUUGAAUUAUUUUGCAUCCCAGUAAAAGGCAAAAACAUACAUGUAAUCCAAAAAUUAGAGGUUUUACACAUUUGAUGUUGUGUAAUGUCUUGUUUAGUAUUAAAAAUAAUAAUCAACAAAGUUCAACAACGAAAUGUAAAAACAGAUAUUUAUAAACAUAAUUAAGCUUCUUGGUAUUUUCUUACAAUUCCUCCAUCUGUAAUGUCAUGUACAUAUGGGCACUAUCUCCUAAUGAUGCAGUGGUGUGUCUAUAACUGAUUUACCUGUAUGAACCUGAUAUCACUUAUACUUAUUUUAUACUAUAUGUCAACUUGUAGCACAACUGGCAGAACAUGGUGGUCUGAUGGGCUGAUUCAGGGGGCUGAUUACUGAGAGACAUGAUGCAAUAUACAGCUUUAAAUAUUUCUGUGGAAGACAGACAGCUUUAUGCAAAAAUAUUUAAUAUAUAUAUAUAUAUAUAUAUCCCACACCAAACUACACUCCGUAUCUACCCAAUAAUAACAAAGCAAAAACCAGAUUAUCAAAUUUAUUAAAAAGGAAAAACUGAAAGAUCACAUUGGCAUAAGUAUUCAGACCCUUAACUCAAGUACUUAGUUGAAGAACCCUUGGCAGUGCUUACAGUCUUUUAUAGGCCUUUUUACAGGCCUCAUUUAUAAAAUGUUGCGCAGAAACUGUCCUAAAUUUGAUCUUCUGAUCAUCUCUCAAAUAUGUGCAAUUCAUAGAAUGAACGUACGCACAGAAAACACACGUACACCUCUCUUUCAGAUGUGAAAUCUAUGAAUCUCAAAUGAACUUGAACUUGGCAUGUUUUGGGUCACUGUCAUGCUGGAAGACCCAUCCAUGACCCAUCUUCAGUGUUCUGGCUGAGGUUCCCGUCCAAGAUUUUACAGUACAUGGACCCGUCCAUUUACCCCUCAAUGUGGUAAAGUCAUCCUGUACCCCCAAAAAACACCCCCAAAGCAUAAUGUUUCCACCUCCGUGCUUGACUGUAGGGAUGGUGUUCUUGGGGUGAUAGUCAUCAUUUCAUUGAGUUGAUGCCAAAGAGCUCAAUUUUGGUCUCAUCUGACCACAGCACAUUCUCCCAAGCCUUCUCUGAAUCAUUUAGAUGUUUAUUGGCAAACUUCAGACGGGCCUGUACAUGUGACUUCUUGAGCAGAGGGACUUUGCGGGCACUGCAGGAUUUCAAUCUAUUAGUAGUGUGUUACCAAUGUUUUGCUUGGUGAUUGUGGUGCCACUGCCAACUGCCUUGAGAUCAUUAACAAGCUCCUCCCGUGUAGCUCGGGGCUGAUUCCUCAUGUUUCUCAUGAUCAUCCAUGAGGCAAGAUCUUGCACGGAGCUCCAGACUGAGGGCGAUUGAUGGUUGUUUUGUAUUUCUUCCAUUUACGAACAAUCGCACCAACAGUUGUCUCCUUCUCACCAAGCUUCUUGCUGAUGGUCUUGUAGCCCAUUCCAGCAUUGUGCAGGUCUACAAUCUUGUCCCUGAUGUCCUUUGACAGCUCUUUGGUCUUGCCCAUGGUACUGGAAGAUACAGAUUCUAUGGACAGGAGUCUUUUAUACUUUUUAUAAAGUAAAUAUAUAAUACUUUUUACACUUCUUAAAGUGACAGGACUAAUCUGUGUUCCACAUGUGCACAUAACCAAUCUGUGGGAGCUGAAAUUCCUGCUGGUUGGUAGGGGAUCAAAUACUUAUUUGACUUACUAAAAUGUAAAUCUUUUUUAACAUUUGUAUACUGCUUUUUUGUGGAUUUUUUUGUUUGAUAUUCUGUCUCUAUCAGUUAAAAUAAACCUACCAUAAAAAUGAUAAACCCUUCUUUUUUUUUAAGUGGGCAAACUUACAAAAUCAGCAGGGGAUCAAAUAAUUAUUUUCUCCACUGUUAGCAUAAACACGUACGCACGCUCUAUAAAUGAGGCCCUGGGAUUUGGGGUUUUUCUGGCAUUCUUCUAUGCAGCAUCCUCAGAUCCUUCUACACCUGCACUGUGGAGAGCAUCCUGACCGGCUGCAUCACCGUCUGGUUUGGAAACAACACCGCUGGCAACCGCAAAGCUCUGCAAAGGGUCGUGCGAACUGCCAGCCACAUUGUUGGAGGUGAGCUUCCCUCCCUCCAGGACAUCUACACCAGGCGGUGCAUAAGAAAAACAAGGAGGAUCAUCAAGGACUCCAGCCAUCCAUCCCACAGACUGCUCUCUCUGCUGCCCUCAGGGAGACGUCUCCGCAGCAUCCGAUCCCGCACUAGCCGACUGAGGGACAGCUUUUUCCCUCAGGCUAUCAGGCUAAUGAACAAUCAGAACUAAUACACCCUACAGCACACUCCCACUCACACAACAUGUCACGCACUGCACUUUAACACCGUUCUACCGGACUACACGCACACACUGCAAUAAUACAACCUAUCUGCUAUCACUGGAUACCAUACAAUGCACAUCCACGACAUUACAUAUGUAAAAUCUAUUGCACCUUUGCACAACUAUCUAUUGCACUACUAAUCUGUUGUAAAUGUACAAUCUGUGGCACUUUCACAUAUUACUAUGUAUAGAUGUGUACAUAAUGUAGAAUGUGUACUGGUAACUAAGCAUGUCUUAUUGUACACUGUGUAUUGAGUAUAUGUAUAUGUGCAUUUUGCACAUUGUCUUCUGUACAGUCUGUUAAUAUGUACUGUCUAUAUGUAAAUUGUUUUUGUUUUGUUUUGUUUUUCUCUUGCACUGUCUGGAGCACGCUCUUAAGAAUUUCACUUACCAAGGCACUUGUGCUGUGGUGAUGUGACAAUAAAGUGAUUUGAAGCUCUAUCAGGUUGGAAGCAGGACUGUCAAGCAG
Onychostoma macrolepis is the source of this 5110-nucleotide messenger RNA. It is a transcript of the gene psmb11b, whose product is annotated as proteasome 20S subunit beta 11b. Lineage: Eukaryota; Metazoa; Chordata; Actinopteri; Cypriniformes; Cyprinidae. The transcript has a single exon. The record is from RefSeq and is a predicted model, not a curated record. Bases 362 to 1576 code for a protein of 404 amino acids. Gene Ontology annotation, cellular component: proteasome core complex.